Stegastes partitus (bicolor damselfish) is the source of this 2819-nucleotide messenger RNA. RefSeq names its product polymerase (DNA directed), lambda (gene poll). The coding region runs from base 97 to 1767 and encodes 556 amino acids. The transcript has 9 exons. Gene Ontology annotation, cellular component: nucleus. Gene Ontology annotation, biological process: double-strand break repair via nonhomologous end joining. Lineage: Eukaryota; Metazoa; Chordata; Actinopteri; Pomacentridae. The record is from RefSeq and is a predicted model, not a curated record. Gene Ontology annotation, molecular function: DNA-directed DNA polymerase activity; DNA binding.
AGCGUUCGGGAGUUUUCGACUUCAAAUGUGAAAUCAUAUUGGGGAAAGUUGAGUUAGUUAAAGCAUGGCCACUGGCUCCCCCCUUCAACAGACAAGAUGGAGCCUCGUCACGGGAUCAUGAAAGCUUUCCCCAAAGUUAAAAGGGCCAAAGUGCUACCGGCAAAGGAUGCACCUCCACUGAAGAAGAAACCAGACGAGUGUGAUAUCACAGGAAACACUUUUAAUGGAGUCACAGUUUACCUUCUGCCUGCUGGAAUAGGAAAUGCCAGAUGCCAGAUCUUCCAGAGACAAAUUCAGCAGAAUGGUGGACAGACAGAGAGUUCCUUUUCUCCCAGUGUCACUCACGUUGUCGUGGAUGACAACAUGGACAGUGGCAGGGCUCUGCGCCUGCUGAAAGUGGAUUGUAUGCCCCCUGGAGUCCAACUGGUGAAAUGCACUUGGUUGAGCUUGUGUAUCAGUGAGAAGGAACUGAUGGAUGAAUCCAGCUACAGUCUACUUUCACCCAAGAGGGACUCUGAAACACAGCAUGAAAACACUGACGAGGAGCUGGCAAAUGUCAGACCUGUGGCGGAAACUACUGUGGAGCCAACACAAACAGCCCCAGACAGCAAAGAGGAAGGACAAGGAGAAGAAGACGGCGUCUCUCAGAAUGACCUGGAGGCUCUCAUUACUGGCCAACACCCCAAAGAGGAGACUCCUGGCCCCAGUGUCAACCCUGAUCCAGACAUUGCUGCUCAGAAGCCGAUCUCAGGGAAGUGGGUCUGUGCUCAGUCCUCUCAGUCCAAAAGUAAUAACUUCAACAAGCACAUCACUGACAAACUUGAAGUGCUGGCCAAAGCCUACACACAUCAGGGGGACAAGUGGAGGGCACUGGGCUACUCCAAGGCAGUCAAUGCACUGAAGAGCUACCACAAGCCUGUUACAUCAUAUCAGGAAGCUUGUCAGAUCCAAGGAAUAGGAAAACGCAUGGCUGACAAAAUUGAUGAGAUUAUGGAGAGCGGUCACUUGAGGAAACUCGAUCACAUCGGGGAGGCUGUGCCAGUGUUGGAGCUGUUCAACAAUAUCUGGGGUGCAGGAGCUAAAACUGCACAAAUGUGGUACCAGCAGGGAUUUCGCACUUUGGAGGACGUCCGCACCAAAGCCCACCUGAGCAACGCUCAGAAAAUAGGACUCAAGCACUACAAUGACUUUCUCGACCGAAUGCCCAGGGAUGAAGCGGCAGCGAUAGAGAAAGUGGUGAGGGAUGCUGCACAAGCCAUAGACUCAGCUCUGGUGGCAAUGGCAUGUGGCUCCUACCGCCGAGGAAAGGCAACAUGUGGAGACGUUGAUGUACUCAUAUCGCACCCUGACGGAAAGUCCCACAAAGGCGUUUUCAGUAAAAUCUUGCAGAGCCUCCAUGACAGCGGAUUUCUGACAGAUGACCUGGUGAGCCACGAGGACAACGGAGAGCAGAAGAAAUACAUGGGCGUGUGCCGUUUGCCAGGACUUGGUCAGCGCCACCGCAGGCUGGACAUCAUCGUUGUGCCCUACAACGAGUUUGCCUGUGCUCUCAUGUAUUUCACCGGGUCGGCACACUUCAACCGCUCAAUGAGAGCCUUUGCGAAGACUAAAAGAAUGAGCUUAUCAGAGCACUCGCUCAACAAAGAUGUGGUACGUCAAGGUAGCAUAAAGGUGCAUGGUGGGACUCCACUCCCCACUUCGGCAGAGAAGGAUGUUUUUAAUCUUUUAGGGAUACCAUUUAGACUGCCUCAUGAAAGGGACUGGUAGUGAUUGGCCCAUUACAGUGCCUUGUCUGUUUGAUUUUAUAGAAAGUAAUCAUGAUGCUGACGAAUUGUGAAACUGCUAUUAUACUUUACAAACUACUUUUAAGGAUGUUUUGUUCCUCCACAGAUCAUGUAAGAGCCCUGUUUGACUUGAAUGCUAAUUUUAGCUUUUGCACACUAAAGGACAAGGGUCACUCAGACUCCAAAACAACUUACCUAUCCCUAAUUUGAUCUGUCCCUUGAGACGGUUUUACGUGACAUGUGAGCAGAUUUUGCAACUUUACCGCCGCUGUAACCCCGAUAUAUUACAACUAAUUGAAUUUUGUUGUUUUGCUGUUUUAAAAAAAGUGGCAUUUUCUGUUUUUGGAUUGAACUAUUGCGAUUUGAUUUGCAAUAUAAUUUUAUAAUGUCAAGCUUCAGUUCAGUUGGUUUCAAACAUGUGGAUUAUCACCACAUGAAACGCUUUCAAAGACACGACUGUCACACAGGGAGGACUGCGUGUCAUGACACUUUAAACCCGAUGUCACAUCAGACAUGCAGCAUAAUGUAUGAGGCGUGGCUAUUAAAUAUAGAGACCACGGCAUGCAUGACUAAACCAUGUAGUAUAUUUUGAUCUGUCGGCAUGCAUAAACAACUCUUAAUGUUUCAGUCGGCUCAAAUUAAAUAAAACUGAAAUACAGCUUUAGUCUCAUAAUUUAUGAGCCACACCUUGCAUGUUCUAAAUUGCAGCUCUUGUGAUUUGCUAAUUGACUUGUUUCAAAUUUAAACUUGGACAGAAACUCUUGUAGAAGGCAGUUUGAUUAGGUCAGAUAACUGGGAGCCUUUUUAAGAGACUUAAAUGUAAAUAGCGAGAUCAGCAUCUGUUAUGAAAGAAUGGCAGCAAAAGUUUCAGAGGCAGAUAUUGCAAACGCUUAGCAGGUGGAUUUCAAACUUUCUGAGACACCACUUCAAGUAAGUGAAGUGUCCCUUUAAAAACAUGUUAAUGUCAGCGGAUGAUGGAUGCUUUAAGUAUAUUUUAUUAAAGAUGACCAAUAAUAAAAUGUAAUAAAAGCCAAA